GGUAUAACAAAAGCUCAUAAUAAGAUGUGAGGUUAAAAAUUCUCGUAUAUAUCUAUCUAGUACGAAAAGUUCUCCUUUUGCAAAUUCCUUCAAAAUGCUCACUAGAUUUGAUGAGAGAAUAUAGUAGGAAACUUUCAAAACAGCUUUUCAUAUUAAAAACAUAUAUUAUUCAGCUUUUUGGAAGAAUAUUAAUGUUGGAGUGACAUGAUAAUAAUAAUUUACAUUCCUGCUUUGCUUUGCUUUACACCAAACCAAACAGACUUUUCACAAUCGUUCGGCGCCGCCACGUGGCGACAAUACCUUUCGUUGAUCUUAGCUUGCCCACGUCACCUUUUUCCGCUCUUUAUUUAAUUUAAUUUAUUAUUAAUUAGUCAUUAAUAUCUUCCCCUCACACUUUCUCCGUUUCCCACCUCUGCUCCAAAAUAUUUUCCGAGAAAAUUCACAGAGAGAGAGAGAGAGAGAAACGGCAAAUAUAUACUUUCACCAAAUCAAAAAGUAUUCUCGUGUAUACAUACGCGUAUAGCCGAUUGCGUUUUCUCGUGAUACACCUUUACGAAAGAUUGUGUUAGUUAGGUCAACUAUUAGGUAUGGGCUCGUCCUUGUCGAAUCUCAACGACGGCGCGACGAAUGAUUCCUCCACGGGGCCUAGCCUCGGCGAUAUUCCGGAAAGCUGCAUCGCCGCCGUGUUCAUGUACCUGACUCCCCCGGAGAUUUGCAACCUCGCCGGUCUUAACCGUUCGUUUCGCGGCGCGGCUUCGUCGGAUUUCGUCUGGGAGAAGAAGCUCCCGCCGAAUUACCAGGAUCUGCUCGAUUUGCUGCCGCCGGAGAGGGUUCUAGGUCUCUCCAAGAAGGAUAUCUUCGCUGUGCUCUCUCGUCCUAUCCCCUUCGACGAUGAUAACAAGGAGCUGUGGAUUGAUAGAGUUACGGGACGGGUUUGUAUGGCGGUUUCUGCGAGGGGGAUGGCUAUAACUGGGAUUGAAGAUCGGAGAUAUUGGAAUUGGAUUCCGACCAAUGAGUCCAGGUUCCAUGUUGUAGCCUACUUACAGCAGAUUUGGUGGUUUGAAGUUGAUGGGACGGUGACAUUCCAUCUCCCACCUGGUAUCUACUCUCUGUCAUUCAGAAUCCAUCUAGGCGGAUUUGGAAAAAAGUCUGGGAGACGUGUGUGCAACUACGAACACACGCACGGCUGGGAUUUGAAGCCUGUAAGGUUUUCGCUUUCGACUUCUGAUGGUCAAGAGGCAUCAUGUGAGUAUUACUUGGAUGAUGUGAAGAGAGAGGAAGCUCACGGGCACCACAAGCGCGGUUUCUGGAUCGAUUAUAAGGUUGGGGAGUUCGUAGUGACUGGAUCAGAACCAUCUACUGAGAUCAAAUGGUCCAUGAAACAGAUUGACUGCACUCACUCUAAAGGCGGGCUAUGUGUUGAUUCAGUCUUCAUUAACCCAAUUGGUGAUUUGAAAGAUUACAGAACGAAAUCUUUUUGUGAAAUAAGUUGAAGAAAGAAGAUUCUUUUGAAGAUGGUAUAGGAUAUGAUCGAAUCAUUUCAAGCUGUAUUCCCUAAAUAUCCUAAAGAAGUAUCCAAAAAAUGUUCAAUGUAGGUCCAAAAAUACUAUAAAAAGAAUAGACAAAACAGAACAAGGACAGAGAAGCCAGAGUGUAAUUCGGCUGAAUUGGGAAUGGCCAAAAACGCAUCGACCAUCAUCUCUCCUAGCCGGACCUGAGAAGACGUGGUCAGAUGCAAGCCGUCCGGUUCAAGAGGUAGGCCCUUUGCGUCAACACAAUGCACGUUCUCAAGACCCGUCUCCAGUUGUGCUUUCCUUACCGCGUCAAGAUAUGGUCCUGCGCCUGUAGCAAGAGCCACCUUUUGUUGUUUAUCGUCCAUACCAGCAAAGAUACACAAAAAAGAUAUUAGAAGAAUGUAGAGUAGUAUCAAUCAUAUGUAUAUUCUAGUUUUAUUUGGAAAAUACCAAAAAGUCAAAUUGAACCAUUGCAGCUGGACUGGUACAAUACAAUUGCUACAGCCUGGAUUA
Messenger RNA from Brassica rapa (field mustard), 2027 nucleotides. RefSeq names its product F-box protein PP2-A15. Gene Ontology annotation, molecular function: protein binding. Lineage: Eukaryota; Viridiplantae; Streptophyta; Magnoliopsida; Brassicales; Brassicaceae. The record is from RefSeq and is a predicted model, not a curated record.